GACGGAUUAUGGAAAGUAAACAAGUUGUCAGGGAGAAGAUAGUGGACGAGUAGAGCUUUUAACUGGUAUCCAGACAUUAACUAACCUGUCGGAAGUAAUGAAUACUUUCUUAGAGUGGUAAAUAAUUAACUUAAGUUGAAGUUUUAAGUUUGAGACGUCGACAUGAGCAGCUGUUCGACCAGCCUGCCUCCUGCCAGACUCUGCAGCCCUCCGCUCACUUCUUCAGUGUUCAGCAUGUUGGACACCGCUGCAGAGCAGAUGAUGGUCCACAAAGAUUUCCCUGCGGCAUUUGACACAUGCAACACAGGCCUGGAGAGUCUCUCGGAUAUGGAGCUAGAGGACAACAGAUGUGCAGAGUUUAAGGCUGGCUUCUGCAUAUUAGGGAUUCAAGCACUGGCUGAGAUGAAUCAGUGGCAGGGUGUCCUCUCCUGGGUCCUUCAGCAGUAUGAGGAGCAGGAGAAAAUACCUUCUAAAAUAAUGCAGAUGUGCAUACUUCUUUACUCCAAAGUCGGAGAGCCAGCAGUGAUGCAGGAGGCAGCCAGAGUUUGGUUACACUGUCCGGCCAACAGCAGAGUGACGGGGUUCAGGACGGUGGCAGAGUUGUACCUGCUGCACGUCCUCGUCCCUCUCGGACACACAGACGAGGCUGUGGAGCUGAUCGCCGGGGAGGUCGGGAGCAAUGCGUUCACAGAAGACCAGAAGCAGACAGCACUGGAUGUUGUGGAAGAGAAACGGCAACAGGAUCUAGAACAGCCUCUAAAUCCAGGAAACGGUCCCAACUCUGAAACGACUGUCUCAAGUCAAGGAGCUGUGACCCAUAAACUUCAAGCCAUGUUCAGGUUUAUCUACAGAAAGCUGCUCGGCUCCGGCUCGUUCUCCCUGCGGAGAGUCUUCCUGGCUGCCGUCCUUCUUUAUAUGCUUUUCUUUCGACUGGAUCCAGCCCUUCCAUCUUCAUUCAUUUGGAUUUCCAAACUUCUUCAGCUGCUCAGACAGAUGUGGAGGGCCAUGUUUGCGCCGUACUAUCAGGCUCUCAAUCAGAGCAAAGAACUGUAAAAAAAACUGAAACUAACAACAAAAAAUCAACAGGUCCCUUGUUGAAGUUUUAUUAACCCUGUGUACAAAUCACUUCUAUCAACAUUUGAUAUUUUGACUGACUUUUGAUGCCAUGAAGAUGUGAAGAGACUGGUUUUAAGUCUUAGGUGCGCUUCUCGAAGCUCUUACAAUAAACUAAUCUCAAGUCAUUUCUAACACAUCCUGGUUGGGACUGUUUAUCCUGAAUCAGCUACUCUUCAUCAUAAUAAAAGCUUUAUUUAUCCAGGAACGAGUCUCACUGUGAUUAAACGGGAGUCUCCUAACCAAAAGAGCCACAGCAUAAAGCCCAUAACAAAUAACACAGACUGAUAAUGAACUAUAUAGAGAUAAAACAAAGAUUGACUAAGGACAGAACAAAAGUGAUCAUGAGGAAACUGUAAAAAGAAAAAAGAUACAAUAAAUAUUAUAUUUUACAAGUUUUUGUCACA
Messenger RNA from Acanthopagrus latus (yellowfin seabream), 1520 nucleotides. It is a transcript of the gene pex26, whose product is annotated as peroxisomal biogenesis factor 26. The record is from RefSeq and is a predicted model, not a curated record. The coding region runs from base 163 to 1053 and encodes 296 amino acids. Gene Ontology annotation, biological process: protein import into peroxisome membrane; protein import into peroxisome matrix. NCBI's taxonomy places the organism in Eukaryota, Metazoa, Chordata, Actinopteri, Spariformes, Sparidae. Gene Ontology annotation, molecular function: protein-containing complex binding; ATPase binding. Gene Ontology annotation, cellular component: peroxisome; peroxisomal membrane. The transcript has 5 exons.